CUGGGACUCAGGCUGGCGACCAUGGCGCUCCGCUGGGGCAUCGUGUCAGCCGGCCUUAUCUCCGGCGACUUCACGAAGGUGCUGCAGUCGCUGCCUCGCUCCGAGCACCAGGUGGUGGCGGUGGCAGCCCGCGACCUGAGCCGGGCGAAGGAGUUUGCACGGAAGCAUGACAUCCCCAAGGCCUACGGCUCCUAUGAGGAGCUGGCCAAGGUCCCGAACGUGGAGGUGGCCUACAUCGGCACCCAGCACCCCCAGCACAAGGCGGCAGUGCUGAUGUGCCUGGCGGCGGGCAAGGCGGUCCUGUGCGAGAAGCCCCUGGGCGUGAACGCGGCGGAAGUCCGUGAGAUGGUGGCCGAGGCCCGAUCCCGAGGCCUCUUCCUUAUGGAGGCCAUCUGGACUCGCUUCUUUCCUGCCUCAGAAGCUCUGAGGUCUGCUUUGGCCCAAGGAGCUCUGGGGGACCUCCGGGUAGCUCGGGCAGAAUUUGGGAAGGACCUCACCCACAUACCCCGGGCCAUAGACUGGGCCCAGGCUGGUGGUGGCCUGCUGGACAUUGGCAUCUAUUGCAUCCAGUUCAUCUCCAUGGUCUUCGGUGGGCAGAAGCCAGAGAAGAUUACAGCAAUGGGAAGGCGCCAUGAAACAGGUGUGGACGACACUGUGACCGUGCUGCUCCAGUAUCCAGGCGGGGUCCAUGGCAGCUUCACUUGCAGCAUCACUGCCCAGCUCUCCAACACUGCCUACGUGAGCGGAACCAAGGGCAUGGCUCAGAUCCUCGACCCCUGCUGGUGCCCAACAGAGCUGGUGAUGAAGAAGGAGCAUAAGCAGUUCCCGCUGCCCCCAGUCCCCAACGACUGUCAUUUUGACUACGGGGCAGGCAUGAGUUACGAGGCCAAGCAUGUCCGGGAGUGCCUGCGCAAGGGCCUGAAGGAAAGUCCUGUGAUUCCCCUGGCAGAAAGUGAGCUCCUGGCUGACAUCCUUGAGGAGGUGAGGAAGGCCAUCGGCGUCACCUUCCCCCAGGACAAACACUGAUGUAUGCUCUGAGAAAAUAAAGACAUGGUUUCCACAGAGA
Messenger RNA from Carlito syrichta (Philippine tarsier), 1066 nucleotides. It is a transcript of the gene DHDH, whose product is annotated as dihydrodiol dehydrogenase. Gene Ontology annotation, biological process: D-xylose catabolic process. The transcript is spliced from 7 exons. Gene Ontology annotation, molecular function: nucleotide binding; D-xylose 1-dehydrogenase (NADP+) activity. Lineage: Eukaryota; Metazoa; Chordata; Mammalia; Primates; Tarsiidae. The record is from RefSeq and is a predicted model, not a curated record. Bases 22 to 1026 code for a protein of 334 amino acids.